CGAGACCCGGCUUCGGAGCAGCGGCUGCAGCCGGCAUCGCUUCUCCUGCGCUUCUUCGAGCCUCCGGUUCGUACGGUGAAGAUGCCGUUGCGGACCCGUCCGCGCAGACUCGUGCGGGCCAUGUUGUGGUGUUUCCUCUGCGUGUUGGUGCCGGCCCCACUCGCGGGGGCCUUCAACGUGGAUCUACCUUCGGCGCUCGUGCACCGGGGUCCCGAAGGAUCCAUGUUCGGAUUUGCCGUCACCGUGCACAGGGACCGCGGAUUCAACUGGCUUCUGGUUGGUGCCCCGGACGCUCAGACGCCGCAGCCCAACGUGGAUCGAGGCGGCGCUGUGUUCCGCUGCAGCACCGAGGCUUCCGGCAGUUGCCAGCCCGUGCCAUUCGACCAGAACGGGCCCACCGAAGUGUUAGUUGACCGGCGUCGGGAGCGCACGGACGACAAGUCCGGCCAGUGGUUCGGCGCCACGUUGCACAGCUCGGGCGAUGAUGGCCUCAUUGUGGCCUGCGCCCCUCGUUAUGUGUACUUCUCAAUCAAUCACAGGAGGCGUGAGCCCGUGGGCACAUGCUUCGUGUCGCACAGCUUCUUCAGCAACAUCACGGAAUUCUCGCCCUGCAAGACGUCCGCCUGGGGUUACCACAGGCAGGGAUCCUGUCAAGCCGGCUUCUCUGCAGCUAUCUCAAAGGAUAAGAAUCGCUUGUACAUUGGAGCGCCUGGAAGCUGGUACUGGCAAGGCCAGGUAUUUAUGCAGGACCUGAACAAUGUGAGAACGCGGCUCAACACGUCCGAGUCCCCUUCAUCGGACGACGACAGCUUUCUCGGAUACUCCACUGCGGCUGGCAAAUUUUCCGGUUCUAGCGACUACGAUGUGGCCGUCGGCAUGCCACGUGGCGAGAAACUCUCCGGGAAGGUGGCCCUGUACGACAGUCAGCUCCGUUCUCUGCUCAACCUUACAGGAGACCAGAUGGGCGCCUACUUCGGCUAUGCGCUGGCCACGGUGGACCUGAACGGAGACGGGCUGGACGACCUGGUGGUGGGAGCUCCCUUGUACACGGCACUCGACCUGAAGGAUGGCAGCUACGAAAGGGGUCGCGUGCACGUCUACCUGCAGAAGACAGCGAAAAACCUGGAGCGUGCUACGUUUCUGGAUGGGGAUCAAACAAAAGGACGUUUCGGCAUGUCUCUUUGCUCUCUGGGUGAUAUCGACCGCGACGGCUAUCAAGACUUCGCCGUGGGUGCCCCAUACGCUGGAACAGACUCGCGGGGCGCAGUGUACAUAUUCCUGGGCAAUCCUCGUGGCAGGCUAUCCGCUCCUUCGCAGGUGAUUAUGGCCGAAGAGGUCACGUGGGACCUCAACACGUUUGGCUUCUCUCUUUCUGGAGGACUCGAUCUGGACGGCAACGAGUAUCCUGAUCUCUUGGUUGGAGCGUACGAUUCCGAUGCUGCGGUGUAUCUCCGAAGCCGACCCGUGGUGGACCUGGAGGCGACACUCAAGAUCGACGGGGACAACCUCGAUCUGGAGGACACGACGUGUACACUAAGGGAUGGAACCAGGGUGCCAUGUUACGUCAUGACUGUAUGUCUGCGGUACACUGGCUUGGGAGCGGCGCCUUCUAUAUUGGUCUCUUACGAGUUGGCACUGGAUACGGAACGGAAGGGACCCGCGCGUGCUUUUCUGCUCGAGCAGCAAAACAGCCUGGUACGCAACAGGACCGUCCGGCUCGCCAAGGACCAGCAGUACUGCAACUCGGAGAACGCUUAUGUCUUGAAAACCAUCCGGGACAAGCUGACACCCAUUACAAUGCGGCUACGCACUGAGCUCAUCCAGACAGUGUCGACUCAGUCACUCCUCCUGCCUGUACUAAAUGGCAGCAGGCCGGCCAACGUCACCAAGGAUGUGCAAAUUCGGAAGAACUGUGGUGGUGACGGUGUGUGUGUUCCAGACUUGAAACUCAGGGUUACACCAAACAUGGAAGAGUUCCUGAUCGGCAGCACGGGCAACGUGGAACUCUCGAUGGCCAUUGACAACCGCGGUGAAGAUGCGUUCGAGACAAUGAUGUUCCUCACAAUUCCUCCGGACCUCAACUACGUCAAGGUCGAGAAAGGGAAAUUGGACCCGGCGACUUGUGGCGGUGCACAGAAACUGGCAUCGGGUGAGAGCCAGCUGGCGUGUGACGUGCAGAACCCUCUUGCCGCGGGCAAGAAGGCGCGCUUCAAGGUGAUCCUCGCCCCCGCCAGGCUCGUGCCCACCGCGUCUGAACUGAACAUCACCGUGAGAGUGAACAGCACCAACCCUGAAGUACAGGCGGCUUCCAAAGACAACGUCCUCGUUGUUCAGCUUCCAGUGACCGUGAAAGUCAACAUGACUGCUAGAGGGACUUCGUUCCCUCCCGAAGUGUACCUCAACGUGUCUCUCAUAGAGGAUAAGGAAGUGCAGACCUCGGACGACAUCGGACCACCGGUUAAGCACGUGUACGAGCUCAUCAACCGUGGCCCCAGCGUGGUCCAAGAGGCUGACGUGUACCUGGUGUGGCCCACGCACAACGUGCACGACCAGCCGCUGCUGUACCUGCUCGAGCCCCCCACGGUCCAGGGUCCCGGAAGCACGGCGAAACGGAGAUCGUGUGACGUCGUCUCGCCCGCUGGACCAAAUGAAGCCGUCGACCCUAAGCGCCUAGCGGGAUCAUCCAGAAGGCCCCGGGACAUAUCGGCGCCCAGAGUGCGUGUCCACCGUGACAUCAGGGAGUACGAACUUGAAUCUGAAUUGGGCUGCGGCGAGCUCCCGCGGUGCGCCGUGUUCCGCUGUCCCCUGGGCGGCGUCCUGUCGGCGGGCGACCGCGCCGUGGUCAGCGCCGAGUCCCGCCUGUGGCAGCGCACGGCGGCCGCCAUGGGCCAGGAGCGGCUACGCGUCUCCUCGAAGCUGGUGGCGCGUGUGGCCUCCCUCCAGUACGGCCUGCCGCCGGACAACGUGCCCCUCACGCAGCACUUCGUCUCCACGGAGGUGGUGGUGGAAGGUAUCGACACGCCAGGCCGGGAUCCCGCCUGGUGGAUCAUACUGUUGGCCGUGCUCGGAGGCCUGCUGCUGCUAGGCCUGCUCGCGCUGCUCCUGUGGAAGUUGGGCUUCUUCAAGAGGAAAAGGCCGCAGGACCAGGAACCCCUGAACCCGCCGGAGAAAAAUGGCUACCGUUUGGCACAGGGUGACGAAGCUCUGUGAAGUGGAGGCGACAAUCAACGUCGUGUUCGGGCCGCAACUAAUGCAUGGGGUACGACGGGAAGUCUGGUCCGGGGCUGGCCGUGCUACCUUCGUCAGCUGAAGAAGUUGGCCUGCUGACCUGAAACAGGGGCAUUGCGUGCCAAGUCUGUCAUCAUCCUGUACCUGGAGUUGCUUCGAGGCGCCUGUGAAUCCAUGAAGAAAUUCGAUGACCUAAGACAAUGGGCGAAUGCUAGUUUCAUAUUAAUACGGAUUGACAAACCGCUGUAGCACUUCUCUACAUGCACUGAAAGGAUUGGAAAACCAAGACAAUGUGUUUGAACAGAAGUAUACUUCUGGAAGGCGUUGGCGCUUUGAUGCUGAAAUAUUUAUCUCUUAGGAGUUGCAUGCUGAAGCAAGUCAGAGUAAGUCAGUGUCUGUUAAGUAUGACAUAAAGCCAGGCUUAAAUUUGUAGCAUUGAUUUUACAUUUGAGUACGUUAUUAUCAGUGCCAAGUGUGAACGGAACAAGGAACGCUCUACCGCCUUCGACGGGAAAUCACGGGACGUGCUUCGGCGUUCUGUACAAGCAAUCUGAGCAAUAGAUUCUGGCUAACAUUCCUUCGAUUACCUCCGAAGGCGGCAUCAAGUUUUUAUCCAUUGCAAAGGAACAGUUACUUCAUAUUUAAGUCUCUGUACGAGUAGACAUUUGACUUACUACAACUUUAAUUUAUGCUAUUUAUGUUGCCGAAUUUUCGAAGGAAAAAAAAUGAAGUGAUUCCUCGUUCCCUGGAGAUAUUUGUGGCACAAGAGCUUCUUGCCAGUGUGAGGAAAUCUCACUUGCACAGUUUGGAGCCAUGCUAUAAUACCGAGGAAAUUGUUCUUCAAAUCGUCAGCGUUUUAUCUAUCAAAACUCACAAUCCUUCAAGCUAGAUAUUAUUAAUUGUCAAAGUUCUGUGGCACAGGUAUUGAUACUCAGUAAAGAACAGAAGAUUCAACGUUGGUACUCCUCUCUAGGACGCGUCUUUUUCAAUUGUGUUUGUUAUUUGCCUUUAUUUGUCACAUCAUGUCUUGUGAUUCGCUCACGAUACUUUUCAUACUCAUUUCGGGUCAUGCCCAUUUCAACCUGAAGCUUCAAAACAGGGCUAGAAAUUACGAUGGCCCACUUGGCCGAUCGAAGCAAGCGCAAUUAGCGAUGGUACACGGUUUGUCCGAGUGUACAGCCAAGCGGGUUUAUGGACGUACCAGUGAGUUGCAUUUAUUCAUCAUUACACCGAGUGAAUGAGACUGCUUCUCGGGAAGUUUUGCCAGCGCCGGCGGAACAAGUGCACCGGGCCCUCUUAAGCACGCCGGGCCUUGGCAGCAGAUCUCAUGAAUCGUGUUGUGCGCGCUUUCUAUUUAUUUGCGCUGAGCAUUUUCGACGGGGAAUGGUCUUCCCGCACGAAUACGGCCCAGCUGACACUGCCGUUGUGGCUUUAAAUAAAAACGGUUUUGUUCGUUU
Messenger RNA from Rhipicephalus microplus (southern cattle tick), 4685 nucleotides. Its product is annotated as integrin alpha-PS2. The record is from RefSeq and is a predicted model, not a curated record. NCBI's taxonomy places the organism in Eukaryota, Metazoa, Arthropoda, Arachnida, Ixodida, Ixodidae. Gene Ontology annotation, molecular function: integrin binding. Gene Ontology annotation, biological process: cell-matrix adhesion; cell-cell adhesion; integrin-mediated signaling pathway. Gene Ontology annotation, cellular component: integrin complex; external side of plasma membrane.